Vombatus ursinus (common wombat) is the source of this 1886-nucleotide messenger RNA. RefSeq names its product carboxyl ester lipase (gene CEL). Gene Ontology annotation, molecular function: signaling receptor activity; neurexin family protein binding; triacylglycerol lipase activity. Gene Ontology annotation, cellular component: postsynaptic specialization membrane; cell surface; synapse. The record is from RefSeq and is a predicted model, not a curated record. Gene Ontology annotation, biological process: neuron cell-cell adhesion; modulation of chemical synaptic transmission; chemical synaptic transmission. Bases 1 to 1716 code for a protein of 571 amino acids. NCBI's taxonomy places the organism in Eukaryota, Metazoa, Chordata, Mammalia, Diprotodontia, Vombatidae. The transcript has 11 exons.
AUGGGGCACCCAGAGUUGGUGGUUGUCAGCCUGAUCUGUUGCCUAGCAGCUACUAGUGCAGCAAAGUUGGGAGCCAUCUACACAGAGGGGGGCUUCGUUGAAGGUGUCAAUAAGAAGCUGAGUCUCUUUGGUGACUCAGUGGAUAUUUUCAGGGGCAUCCCCUAUGCUGCUGCCCCCAAAACCCUGGAGAUCCCUAAGCGCCACCCUGGAUGGCAAGGAACCCUGAAAGCCAAGGAAUUCAAGAAACGAUGCCUUCAAGCCACCAUUACUCAGGACAACACCUACGGCAGUGAGGACUGCUUGUACCUCAACAUUUGGAUCCCACAGGGGAGGAAGCAAGUUUCCAGCAACCUGCCAGUCAUGAUCUGGAUCUAUGGUGGGGCCUUCCUGAUGGGGGCAGGCCAUGGUGCCAAUUUUCUGAAGAAUUACCUGUAUGAUGGGGAGGAGAUUGCCACCCGAGGAAAUGUCAUUGUGGUCACCUUCAACUAUCGUGUUGGGCCCCUGGGCUUCCUCAGCACUGGAGACUCCAAUCUGCCAGGUAACUUUGGCCUUUGGGAUCAGCACAUGGCUAUUGCAUGGGUGAAGAGAAACAUCAAAGUCUUUGGUGGGGACCCCAACAACAUCACCCUCUUUGGGGAGUCAGCUGGUGGCGCCAGUGUCUCCCUCCAGACACUAACCCCCCACAACAAGGGCCUCAUCAAGAGAGCCAUCAGCCAGAGCGGUGUGGCCACAAGUCCUUGGGUCAUCCAGAAAAAUCCCCUCUUCUGGGCCCAAAAGAUUGCCAGCAAGGUGGGAUGCCCAUUGAAUGAUACCGCCAGGAUGGCCAACUGUUUCAAGGUCACUGAUCCCCGAGCUCUGACUUUGGCCUAUAAGGUGCCUUUGAUUGGCCUGGAAUACCCUGUGCUGCAUUAUCUGGGCUUUACACCAGUCAUUGAUGGAGACUUCAUUCCUGAAGAUCCGGUCAACCUCUUUGCAAAUGCGGCUGACAUUGACUACAUUGCCGGCACCAACAACAUGGAUGGUCACAUGUUUGCCAUGGUGGAUAUGCCUGCCAUCAACAUGGCCUACAAAGACAUCAAAGAUGAAGACUUUUACAAGCUAGUCUCUGGCCUCACCCUAACGAAAGGUCAUCCUGGUGCCACUGCCGCCUUUGACUUCUACACCCAAUUCUGGAAACAAGACUCAUCCCAAAAGACCAAGAAAAAGACUGUGGUGGACUUUGAAACUGACAUCCUCUUUCUGGUGCCCACAGGGAUUGCCUUGGCCCAGCACUUUGCCAAUGCCAAGAGCGGCAGAACUUAUGGCUACAUGUUCUCCCAUCCUUCUCGAAUGCCUUUAUACCCUGACUGGGUCGGGGCGGACCAUGCUGACGACAUCCAGUAUAUCUUCGGCAAGCCCUUUGUCACCCCCUUGGGUUAUCGGGCCCAGGACCGGACUGUCUCUAAAAACAUGAUUGCCUACUGGACUAACUUUGCCAAAACUGGGGACCCCAACAUGGGCGAUUCUGCAGUCCCUACCCAGUGGGAUCCUUAUACUGCAGAGAAUGGCAGCUACCUGGAAAUCACCAAGACAAUGGAUACCAAAUCCAUGAAACAGCACCUGAGGACCAGCUUCCUGCAAUUCUGGGUCCUCACUUAUCAGGCCCUCCCCUCAGUGACCGGUGAAAACAAAGUUCCCGAGGGCGACACUCCUAUAGCUACGGCGGCAGACUCUUGAGGCGGCUGCUCCAUUUCUCAUAGUGGCUGACUUCAUGUAACCCCCAAAUUGGUCCUGUGCCCAUUCACCAGGAAGUCAAGUGCCCAUGAGGGCCAGGAUUUAGCAGUGCCUACCUGGCUUUCUGCCCCUUCCCUCUCACUGCCUUAAUAAAGUCUUGUCUCUAUCUAUCA